AUGACGCGCACUUCUACACCUCCAACCCUACUCCAACUCCAAAGCGCAGAAUCGCUGUCAUCUCAAGGUGCACUACUUCGUAGCCUGAAGAACGAAACAAUUGGCCAUGAUCAACGCAAGGAGAUUUAUAUCAAGCGGGGAAUCAUUCCGGCUCUCACCAAGGUUCUCACGUCACGGAAACUGAGCGGGAAGAGCGUUGCGGCUACGGUUAAAGAAUCGUCUGGCAUCAAGUCGGAGGAAGACGAGGCUUGUCUUCAGGCGAUAAUCAUCCUUGGUAGCUUGGCUCAAGGCGGCCCAGCGUUCCUCGCGCCCAUCCUCGCUGGCAAUAUACUUCCGACCCUCCUGUCUUUCCUGUCGUCUCCCAACUGUCCUUCCUUCUAUCGCCUUCCCAUCCUCCGAACACUCAAUAGCAUUGCAGAUCGACUACCAUUGCAAAGUCAACAGAAACUGCACAAGGAUACGCGCUUGGCAGAACUGCUCUUUUCUAAGGAGCAUGUUGGAUGCUUGGCUCAGAUCAUCGGGCAAGACUAUACGUCUUAUCAGGCACAGGCUUCCAUUGAAUUGGCUGCAUCGUUGAUUGGGAAGCUGUGCACCGAGGAGGCCCACAAGACUGUCCUGGCCGACUCGGGGGUGUUGGAUGCUCUUGCUGUCAAGGUCGCCUCGUUUGUAGUUGCCCAGGGAUUCGUUCUGCCCGGCGCAGAGGAGCAUGUCCAGGAGCCGAGCGCACUGGGAUCCUUGCCCCCUCCAGCACCUUCAAGUGCCAAGCUAGCUCCAAUCCUUCGCGCGGUCACAGUGAUCAUCGAGCACUCCAAGUGGCGAGCUGAGCAUUUCCUUUCCUCGCCCGGCAUUGUGACUGUUUUCCCCAAGCAGUUGCCCGAAUUCGCUCCCUCGGACAUCAAAAAGGGUCCCUGGGGGUCAACAUAUUUCUCCGGUUCUGCGGUGCCACGACAUGCCGGGAUUAGCCCACUCGAGAGUCUGCUGCCAUCGGUUCCAUCAUCUCCCUCGACAACACCGGCAAAUGCAGCCAAUUUCCCCCCUUUAGGUCACCAAGGUGCGCGCCGUCGUCCCAGCCACUCGUUCCCCUCAUCCUUCUCGCUUUUUGAGUCGACAUCUUCCGAGGAGGAUGAGAAUUGCAUCAUCCCCUGGCUCCUUUACAUGGUUCGCGCGGAGAACGGCAUGGUUCGGUUGAUGGCAGCUCGCCUCGUCACCGUUCUUUUCCGCCUUGGCCUGGCCAAGAAGCAUCGCGUCUCCCUGCUUUCCUACCUGUUGAUCCCGAUCCUUAUCCGAAUGCUCGACAAGGACUAUGAAAUACCGGACGAUGACAGUGUCGAAUACGGCGGCCUCAUCCCCGCAACCGCGCGUCUUAAGGAGGAAGCCCCUGCAGUACUCGCAGCUCUGGUGAUUGACGAUCAGGAAUUGCAAAAACACGCCGUCGAGGGAGGCGCGAUUAAGCGGUUAUCGCAAUUACUGAAGGAGUCCUACAACCCGAUUCACGAGAAUACCAAGCCAAUGUGGCACCCAGACGCCGACGAGACUGCUCCAAUUUCCGAUGCGCAGCCAGUAGAAUGUAGACUCGGUCCUCCCGGGUUCUCGCCAGCUCACUGCCAUGUCAUGCGAUAUCGUGAGAAUAUUCUGAAGGCACUUGCAGCUCUCGUUCCUUUCAAGGAUGAAUAUCGCAAGCUCGUGUGCGAGAAUGGAGUGGUGCCGUACAUCAUCGAUUCUCUCAAGCCUUGCCCUAGCGAGCUGCCAGUGGACAUACCGAGUCCCAAGAACACUGCCACGGAUGGCAAUCCAACUCCGACUCUCUUGGCCGCUUGUGGUGCUGCGCGAAUGCUCACUCGUUCCGUUAGCGUCUUGAGAACAAGUUUGAUUGAUGCUGGUGUUGCAGCUCCUCUUUUUGUUCUGAUCCGACAUCCUGAUAUAGAAGUGCAGAUUGCUGCAACGUCGGUUAUCUGCAAUCUGGCAUUGGAUUUUAGUCCAAUGAAAGAGGCAAUCAUCUCAGCCGAUAUUCUACCGGUGCUAUGCGAGCACGCGCACUCGCCGAACACAAAGCUUCGUAUCGAGUCAUUGUGGGCACUGAAACAUGUCGCCUACAAUUCCGCCAACGAUGUUAAGAUCAAGAUUAUUGACGGCCUUGGGCCUGGGUGGAUCAAGCAGAUUAUUACGCAGGACCCUACUAGUGCCCUUGCGAAACGGGGAAUGGAAGGCGAGGUGGACAGCAGUGCGGCGGUGGGUAUGAGCCGAGCCAAUUCGGCUGGGGAACAAGUCGACCUGUUGAACCCGGUUGAGGAUCCCCAAAGCCGGGGCGAAGAUCUCAAAAUGACCGACACCCUGCCUGCGUCCAAGAUGAGCCUGGAGAUGUUUUUGCCGGAUGCGACUAGGCGGCGAAAGCUCGUGUUGAAUGGAGAUUUGGACCAGACCACACAGGCUCGGCAGGAUGAUAUCGCGGUGCAGGAGCAGACUUUUGACUUACUACGUAAUCUUGUAUGUGGGACAGGAGCGUCGGAGAUGAUUGACCACAUCUUCAAGGAGAUUGGGCAGGACCUCAUCCUCGACGCGCUGGCGGACAAGCUUAAACCUCGCACCAUCAAUCUCCCACACCGGCGGGAAUCCUCAGCCAGUCGUGCACUCAACGUUCCCACCGAGAUUCUGAUCUCGGUCACGUUUGUCAUCAUCCAUCUUGCCGCGAGCCUUCCAUGGCAUCGGCAAGUCUUGGUGUCCCAUCCCACCCUUCUGCAACAUCUCAUGUGGUACUUUAACCACAGUCACCGGGACGUGCGUAUCAACUGUGUUUGGGUUGUCAUCAAUCUUGCAUACGAAGACGACGUGAGUGACCGGGAUGGCUGUCGCGAGCGAGCCUUGAAGCUACGGUCCCUUGGCGUAAUGGAACGGUUGACUAGCCUCCUCGAUGACCCCGACCUUGAUGUGCGAGAACGCACAAAAACGGCAGAGCACUUGAUAAUACCGGCCUCAAUUCUGCGUGCUCUCUCCCUUUCCGAUGCCACCAAGGCCAGCCUGUCAACCGCAGGCUUAGGCUCCGGCUUCACCAGCACCGGGGCGAUUCGAGCCACCGUCCCCACCGCCGAUGGGACAGGCGAGGAAGAGCGACGGUACUUCGUCAAGACGUCAGCCGACGGCAAGGCUGCUGAGGAGAUGUUCCACGGCGAGUACGAGUCUCUCAACGCAAUCGCACACUCGGUGCCGGGGUUCUGCCCUCGAGCACUAGCCUGGGGUCCGCUGGCUGAAGCAGACGAGGACGACAGCAAGCCCAAGAGCUUCUUUCUCGCGACCGAAUUCCUCGAGUUAGGCGCCGGCGCCGGCGGCCGGCGGACGGGCGAGUCUCUCGCGCAGCGUCUGGGCAAGCUACACUCCACGCCCGCACCGGCGGAUCCCGAGACGGGCAGGCGGCGGUUUGGGUUCCCCGUUGCGACGUUCUGCGGGGACACGAAGCAGCCGAAUCGAUGGCGAGACUCGUGGGCGGAGUUUUACGCGCAGGAGCGGCUGCUGACGGUCCUCGAGACGUCGGAGAAGCGGAAUGGCAAGGAUGCGGGCUUGCGGGAGAUGGUGGAGCGGACGGUGCGCGGUGUGGUGCCGGCGCUCCUGGGGGAUGGACAUCUGGGUUACGACCGGGAUGGGAACGGGGAGGGGAUCACGCCGGUGGUUGUGCAUGGGGAUCUGUGGAGUGGGAAUGCGGACCGGGGACGGAUCGUCGGCAGUGGGCGCAAGGAGGACGAGGAGGUGGGCGAGGUUGUCUAUGAUCCGUCGGCGUGCUAUGCGCACAGCGAGUAUGAGCUGGGGAUCAUGAAGAUGUUUGGGGGGUUUGGGUCGGCGUUCUUCGAGGCCUAUCAUCGCAUUGUGCCCAAGACCGAGCCGGUGGAGGAGUAUGAGGACCGGGUGAGGUUGUACGAGCUGUACCAUCACCUGAACCAUCAUGCCAUCUUUGGGGCUGGAUAUCGAUCCGGUGCUGUAUCGAUUAUGCAGAAGCUUCUUAAGAAAUACGGCGAUUAG
This is a messenger RNA of Aspergillus thermomutatus, 4008 nucleotides long. Its product is annotated as armadillo repeat protein. Bases 1 to 4008 code for a protein of 1335 amino acids. Gene Ontology annotation, molecular function: protein binding. The record is from RefSeq and is a predicted model, not a curated record. NCBI's taxonomy places the organism in Eukaryota, Fungi, Ascomycota, Eurotiomycetes, Eurotiales, Aspergillaceae. The transcript has 5 exons. Gene Ontology annotation, cellular component: GID complex. Gene Ontology annotation, biological process: proteasome-mediated ubiquitin-dependent protein catabolic process.